UGCAAUUACAUUGGUAAAACAUUGAAAAUGAUUAGAUAAAUUCGAACUUGUCUGUGAUUCCUCGCAUUGCGUUCGUUGCUCAUACUGUGGGUGAUUCCAAUAAAUUUAGUUGAGUUAUUCACAUCGGCAGAUUUCAGUGUGCUCCGUUGUGAUCAUAAAAAUGGAAAAUACCACGGAAGGCAGCGAACAUGGGGUCACAGGAGUGAAUCAACAACAAGAAAUCGGUUCUCAAUUACCGCCUCCAUAUUCUACCGAUCCGUCGGUUUCAGAUUUUUUGCCGAUCAGUUAUUACGACCCAAACGUUCCCAAUUCCACGUUGAAUGUGUUUGAGGAGACCUUGAACAACGAAGACAGAUUCCAGCUGACUCCAAUGGGACGUGUCAACUCGACCGGAAACAUUUUUGUGCAAUUUCAAAACACGGCACAACAACCCAUUAUGUCUAGUAAGACUGUGCCGCCCGUACAAAACAUUUCUACUGGAAUGGACGAUUCCGCUCGUGCAGGUCAUGUCAUACAAAUAACCAACACGUCGUCGGGUCAACUAUUGAUGACUGGAAAGCGAACUGGUGAAUCGAUAAUAAUAUCAGCUGGAGAUCAAAUUAUAGGAGUGGUGGAAGGAAUGUUCAAUACGAGCCUAUUUACCACAGGUGCGCUGGGAGAGAUACUGUUUUACAGUACCCGAAGCGCUAAUUCGUCAGAGUUUACGCUAAUGUCCAAUGGUGGUGUCGCGCUUGCGCGCAUCGAAAAAGUACGAAACGAUUCUGCAGACGUCUCAAUUACACUUUUCGACUCGCUUAACGUUGAUUCACGGACGAAGGCUCUUCUAAUAUUUACGGGAUACUUAAUGGUGAGGUUAGCUCUACAAAAAUCAGUUGCGAUAAUCGGAAAUAUCUUUCUUUCCUUACUUUUAGUAUUGUCAAUUCGUACAGGAAGCUAUUUUGCGUAAGCUUUUCGCCAGACCGAAUUACGCGUUCACACGAGUUGUAUGCUCAUACAUUUUUUACUUCGUUGUUCUAAUGCUGUUCAUAUCAAUUCCAGUAAUCAUUUUAGCGCAUUUUAACCUGGAAUGGGCCAAAUUCUGACAUCUUCCUAAACCCAAAAUGGUAGCCCCUUCAAGUGACAACUUGAUAGUAUAGUCACAAUGAGUAAAUAUGAUAAAUAAAUGAGUAACACUCUGA
Bradysia coprophila is the source of this 1178-nucleotide messenger RNA. RefSeq lists its product as uncharacterized. The record is from RefSeq and is a predicted model, not a curated record. NCBI's taxonomy places the organism in Eukaryota, Metazoa, Arthropoda, Insecta, Diptera, Sciaridae.